Saprolegnia diclina VS20 is the source of this 1611-nucleotide messenger RNA. RefSeq lists its product as hypothetical. The coding region runs from base 23 to 1462 and encodes 479 amino acids. The transcript has 5 exons. Gene Ontology annotation, cellular component: lysosome. The record is from RefSeq and is a predicted model, not a curated record. Gene Ontology annotation, molecular function: cysteine-type endopeptidase activity. NCBI's taxonomy places the organism in Eukaryota, Oomycota, Saprolegniomycetes, Saprolegniales, Saprolegniaceae.
UUUCGAGCCGUCGACCACACGCAUGCAGCUCCUCGCCUUCCUCGGCCUCGCGGUCGUCUGCCACGAAGCGCAGGGCAUGAGCCUCGGCGCGAUGGCGCCGCCGACGAUCGACGAGUUUGACGCGGCCAUCCACCGCCAGCACGAGCUCCACCGCAUGGGCGUGCCGCCGCCGCCGCGGCAGUCCAAGGCCGCGCGUCAGGCCGCGCUCGACAAGACGUCGCGCAUCAUCCAAGAGCACAAUGCGCAGCCGAACGCGAGCUUCAAGAUGCGUUAUAACGCGAUGAGCGACUUCUCCGACGACGAGUACUCUGCGCUGCUGCAGACCAAGCCAGACCACGUCUACACGCCGGAGCACGCUGCCGCCCACCACCGGUGGGGUCCCGAGGUCGACGUGCACGCGUCGGCGCAAACGACGACGACAUCGUACGCCGAGAGCAUCGACUGGUCGACAAAGGACAAUGGCAAGUACGUGACGCCGGUCAAGAACCAAGGCAUCUGUGGCAGCUGCUGGGCGUUCACGGCCGCGUCCGUGCUCGAGUCCAUGACGGCGAUUGCGUCCAACACGCAGGCGAUUCCGCUCAGCGUCGAGCAAAUUCUGUCGUGCUCGUCGUCGCUGCAGCACGUUUCAAGCGCGUACCCCAACAAGAUGAUCUCGUCGGCGCGCGGCUGCGACGGUGGCAUGACGUUCCUUGCCUUCGAGUACCUCAAGCAGUCGGAGCCGCAUGGCCUGACAUGCAACGCGCUGAGCCCGUACCGUAUGCGGGUCAAGGCCGACCCGAACGCCGCCUCGUCGGCCACGUGCACGUCUGUCGACGUCGUUUCCAAGUGGUCGUCGUCGUCGUCGUACCUCAGCAUCCAAAACAGCUACGACGACGUGAUGAAGGCGCUUCAGAACGGACCGCUGAGCAUCAGCAUUGAUGCGAGCGGCGCGGGCUUCCGCCAUUACGGCAGCGGUAUCUACGACGCGUCCGACUGCAAAAGCGACGGCGUCACAGUCGACCACGCCGUCAUGCUCAUGGGCUACGGCGCCACGGCAGCCGGAGAGCUCUACUGGAUCGUCCGCAACUCGUGGGGCACCAUGUGGGGCGAGAACGGCCAAAUGCGCAUGAAGCGAACACCGGCAGCGUCCACCUCCAAGUUUGGCCCGUGCAAUGCCUUCCUCUAUGCGACGCAGCCCACCGGCCUCUCGUAUGAGAGCACGAGCAAGUGCGUGACGAGCCCUGCGUCGACAAGUGACGAGGCCACGCUGCACUACUUGCCGUCGAGCGGCCUCUUUUAUGGGGUCGCGUCGGCCCUCGCGGCGCUCGGUGUUGCUGGUGCGAUCGCGGGCGAGUGGCGCCUCCGGUCGGCGUUUCCCAAGCAAACGUACGUCGAGAGCUUCCUCAACCACCAGCUGCCGAACCGCGAACAGCUCGUUGCGCACAUGGCCAAGAAGAAGAUCAAGGCCGACGCGCUCGUCUAAGGGCCGCUUCCAACUGCCUAAUCCCGCGCGCAAUGUUAACACGACUAGUGUACAAUGACGGGUUGCUUUCAGUUCAAGGUAAGGUGUAGGGUAGACGACGUCAUCACGGAAUUCAUAGUCUCGGAGCCAAACCCUAACCCUUGGCAUGA